This is a messenger RNA of Alternaria arborescens, 144 nucleotides long. RefSeq lists its product as hypothetical. The record is from RefSeq and is a predicted model, not a curated record. Lineage: Eukaryota; Fungi; Ascomycota; Dothideomycetes; Pleosporales; Pleosporaceae. Bases 1 to 144 code for a protein of 47 amino acids. The transcript has a single exon.
AUGUCUUCUUCGGGAUCUUCACCAUCGGGCACGUCUAGUGCUGGUAGUAACUCUGGAUCAGGUCAACUUCCAUACGCCCCGUUUCCAUAUCCAAUGCCGGCCAAUCCUAGGGGCGGCUCGAGCCAGGGAGGUCAAGGCAAAUAG